Molecule: messenger RNA, 2447 nt
Organism: Lemur catta (Ring-tailed lemur)
Lineage: Eukaryota; Metazoa; Chordata; Mammalia; Primates; Lemuridae
Gene: SH2D1A
Product: SH2 domain containing 1A
Exons: 3
Coding region: 339-788 (149 amino acids)
Biological process (GO): cell-cell signaling; cellular defense response
Cellular component (GO): cytoplasm
Source: RefSeq, a predicted model, not a curated record
ACAUAACUGUAGUAAUAUUGUUACUGUAUGUUACACUAUAAUAGUAAUAUAAGAAUAUAGUUAUUAUAUUCUUAUUGUAUUAUGUCCUUUUAGUAUUACUAUUAUAUUGUUUUUAUAAUUAAUAUUAUGUUACUAAUUUAAGUGUGCCUGAUAGUGUCUUGUCCCAGUGAGGUAUUUUCACCUUAAGACUCUAUAUGUACUUAAAAAUAAUAAGUCUAUUGUUUGUUCAAACUAAUAAUUUAUGGUUUUUACUAACUACAACAGACCCCUAGUUUCUGGUCCAAGCAGUCUCUCAACUACACAGAUUCUUAGCAGAGUGAGCUCCCACAUUUAAAAAAAUGAAAAGAUUAAGUCUCACUGGAAACUGUGAUUGGGCAAAUAUAAUAAAGCAAGUUAGAUUUUGCUGGGCUUUGCUUCCUAUGAAUGCAACGACACCAUAUGUAUGUGUUCCAGUAUAUGUAACAGUUAUAUGUGGUAGUAAACUCAAAUUUAGAGCAUUCAUUAUUCUUCUGGAAUCUUUCAGUAAUGGAAGUUUAUUCUUUCACAGGUAUCAAGGUUACAUUUAUACAUACCGAGUGUCCCAGACAGAAACAGGUUCUUGGAGUGCUGAGACAGCACCUGGGGUAAAUAAAAGAUUUUUCCGGAAAAUAAAAAAUCUCAUUUCAGCAUUUCAGAAGCCAGAUCAAGGCAUUGUAAUACCUCUUCAGUAUCCCGUUGAGAAGAAGUCCUCAGCUAGAAAUACACAAGGGAUAAGAGAAGAUCCUGAUGCCUGCCUGAAAGCACCAUGAAGAAAAAUAAAACACCUUGUAUUUUAUUUUAAUAAUUUAAAUAUAUGCUAAGUUCUGUAUAGUGUAGAUAAUACAGUCAGUGAGCUACUAAUGCAUUUCUAAAACCAUCCUAGUCCUGUAAUGGAAGCAUCUAGCCUGAUGUCAAAACUGAAAUGGACUUUUGUAGAUAAUGAGGAGCUUUGAAAUGAGGAUUGGAACAAAAAAUAAUUCCAAAGAUUAUUUUCAGUUGUUAUAUUUACAAAUGGGAAACAAUUCAGAACAUAAUGAAUACUUUAUAAAAGAUUAAUGUCAAUUCUUGCCACAGAUGAAUAAAAAGAAUCCUCAGUUUUUGUCAAAAGCUGUAUUUUUACUGGAAUAGUAUUUGGUAGUUACUGAUUUUCAAAUGUCUUGCUUUAUUGUAUAGUGGGAAGUUGGUUGGUGUCACUCAUCUUUGUCACGUGCAGUUCUCCACUAGCUUUGGCUCUUUUGGAAUUUAUAAACCUGUGUCCUGUGUGCUAAAAUAAGUGCUAGAUAAAGAGUGAAGAAAGCAACCUUCUCGCCUAGUGUUCUGAUGUUGGACAGUAAUCCACAAACCAAUCUGGAGUUUAAAAUCCCAUCAUUUAAAAUAUACUAUAGAUGUUUACCAUAUUUGAUGCUACAGUGUUUGAAAUUCUGUUAGAAAGACAAUGGAGUAGAUCUUCCUUUUCUUCAUUUACUUCUGCCCCAGUUGUUUCUACUACAUGUAAAACCUCAUUUUGAAGGGAAACUUCACAGCUGUGGCUCAUGAAUAACUGAUUUGUAAGCAUUCCUCCCUUUUGGGUAACCCUAGAAGACCAUUUGAAAGCUUACGGUUACAUUAAUUUUUAACAAUUCCAAGUGAUUGAAACAAGCUAGAGUCAGAUUUUUAUGCAGUAUUUUCUUCUUACAUUUAUAUUUUCAUGACUUUUGUGAUUGAUUAUAUGUCACGUUGCUUCAGGGCUCACAGAAUUCAUUCACUCAACAAGCAUAACAGGGCACUGGGGUAGAGAAGUAAAAAUAUCUGGGCCCUGCCCUCAGGUAGCUCACCUCAAGUUGGACAAGAAAACAAUAAUGGAAGUUGAUCAGUACAUAUGUGAUAUUCCCCAUGUGUAGGUAGAUCUGUCUUUUGAGGCAGAAUGAAUCAACACAAAUACUCUGGUCCAUGGUGCAUAGGAAAAGGCUAAGCUUCAUUGUAAGCUAAUAAAUUGGAAUUCUGGGUUGUACAUGAGUGUUGGUGAGCUUGGUUAGUAAUCAGUGAACUGCCAAGAGACAGAGCCAUUCUCUGUGUGCUGGCAAGAUCUGAUUUCUGAGCAUUUAACAUGGAUGCUAUGGGAGUACAAAGAUGGAGUAUGGCCCCAGUAAUGCACUGUGGGUGGCUUACCAUUUCUUGAAGUAAGAACAUGACGUUGACUUGUAAAGGAAUUCAGAAAACCUACUGUCAAAAUUAAAUGCCUAUGUUUAAAUAAUUUUUAAUUGUGUGUAGCUUGAGUUUAAAUUUUAAUAGGUAUAACUAAUUUUUACUCUGUCUAAUGUGUUCAUGCUGGGAUAAUCCUAAACAUGUGAAUUGUGUUUCCAUGUUCCUUUACAAGAGACUUUUUUGAAGAAAGCUUUUUUGAAUCAUUCAUGAUCUUUCAAAUUUAAAUAAAGUGUUUGAAAGCUUUA